AUGGCUUUGUCUUCAUAUGAUGAACUUCUCAAACAGGUGGCGUCAUUGAAAUCUGAAAACUGUCACCUGCGUAGAGAACUUCAGGAUAACUCCAGCCACCUAACUAAGCUAGAGAAUGAUGCUUCCAACAUGAAAGAUGUUCUGUCUCAUGUCCAGGUUUCGUUUGGAGAACAGGAGCUGUGUGAUCAUGAGGUGUCUGGGGACUGUGGCCAGGAAACGGGGGCAGAUUAUGUCG
Molecule: messenger RNA, 235 nt
Organism: Candidula unifasciata
Lineage: Eukaryota; Metazoa; Mollusca; Gastropoda; Stylommatophora; Geomitridae
Source: the annotation of a GenBank genome assembly